Messenger RNA from Suillus subalutaceus, 752 nucleotides. RefSeq lists its product as uncharacterized. Gene Ontology annotation, cellular component: membrane. The transcript has 4 exons. NCBI's taxonomy places the organism in Eukaryota, Fungi, Basidiomycota, Agaricomycetes, Boletales, Suillaceae. Gene Ontology annotation, biological process: C-terminal protein methylation. The record is from RefSeq and is a predicted model, not a curated record. The coding region runs from base 34 to 723 and encodes 229 amino acids. Gene Ontology annotation, molecular function: protein C-terminal S-isoprenylcysteine carboxyl O-methyltransferase activity.
CAGCCGAAAAUCGGAAACAACUCCAACUCCAGCAUGUAUUCCAUUGCCGGCGUCACUAUUCCAGUACCCCCACAAGCCGUAGAGGGACUGGCAGUAUUAACCACUUUACGGUUGUUUCAAUAUGCAAUUUUCCGCACUCGUGCGAUCGCCCCAAUCGCCAAAGCAGACUCAGGUGCCAUUCGCACAAGCCCAACCACCUUCAUUGGUAGGGCCGUGACCCCGAUACACGGCCUCGCGUUCUCCGUCCCGUCCGUGACAUACGUUCUAUGCGUCACUGGCAACUUGUUCACGCAGCCUGCGUGGAUGCAGCGCAUGAGCCUACCUAACGACUACUUCCAACACGAGACUCAAGUGGUGCUGAGAAUCGCGGCAUGUGCAUUGAGCUUUGUGCUCGUCAGGUUUUUUGGACGCGCAUUGACACACCUUGGGAACCAGUGGCACACGAUUGGGAGACGGGAGAAGCCUAGAGUCGUGCAGACAGGUCCAUAUGCGGUGGUGCGUCAUCCGCUAUACACGAACGUGCUCAUCCAGCAGGCGGUUUUUGCGGUGGUGUUCUGGUCUUAUGCGCCACUUGUGGGUCUUGGUAUCAUUGCUAGCGCGUUCGCUGUCAAGAUACCUAUCGAGGCGAGUGAGGCUCUUAUUAUGGAGGAUGCUGCUGUUGCCGCAGAAUACCGUGCAUACAUGCAAAGAGUGCCUGCGCGUGUCAUUCCAUUCGUCUGGUGAUGUGUUUUACUUGAAUAAGAAUAUGUCAU